This is a messenger RNA of Branchiostoma floridae (Florida lancelet), 1051 nucleotides long. RefSeq names its product fibrinogen C domain-containing protein 1-like. NCBI's taxonomy places the organism in Eukaryota, Metazoa, Chordata, Leptocardii, Amphioxiformes, Branchiostomatidae. The coding region runs from base 54 to 1040 and encodes 328 amino acids. The record is from RefSeq and is a predicted model, not a curated record. The transcript has 3 exons.
UUGUACACGCUGAGCUUGGCACGGAUCGGGCAAUCUGUGGCGAUUUUCUGGAGAUGUUGGAGAAGCAUGGCGUGGACUGCGAACCAUUGAAGGUCACGGGAGGGAACACAGCUGGUGUUCAAUGGACACCGGUCUCACAGGAACUAGAAUCGGCCGACGAGAAGCCUGAACAGGGAACUGUAGUGACAUCAGACGACGGCGUAGAUGACAAGACGAACAGCGGAGAAGUCAGCAAUAAGCAUCGCUUUAGUGUCAACCUAAGAAGUCCACCUAAGACCAAGGUUCUCAGGCAAACGCACGUCCUUAAAGACUGCGCUGAGAUCUUUGUGUCUCAUUCCAUAUUUGGUCACACACACAGUGGGUUGUACUCAAUCGAGCCUGAUCACUUUCGUGGCCCUGUUUCUGCAUACUGUGAUCAGACCACAGAUGGGGGAGGGUGGACGGUCAUACAGAGGAGGUUUGACGGGUCCCUCGAGUUUUUCCGUGGUAUGCAACCGUACGAAACCGGUUUUGGUGACGCUAGUGGGGAGUAUUGGUUGGGGUUAGGCUACAUCAGUAGCAUCACGACCCAGAACCCGCAAGAGUUGUACAUUGAGCUUGAGACCUGGGACGGUAAUGUGACAUACGCUAGGUACUCCACUUUCGUCGGUGGUAACACACUAAGCAUAGGGGGGUACAGUGGUACGGCCGGGGAUGCCUUCUUGACAGCGCACCAUGAUCAGACAGUCGAGCCAUUUGUGUUCCGUGCUCGCCAUAUAGCGCCCCCUAGCCCCUCGGGUGCUGACGGCCCACCGAACGCAAUGGUCGAAACAUACGGUAGUGGCUGGUGGUACGUCCCGUUUGGUUCCUUAUGCAACCUCAACGGGCCAUACUUCAGAGAUCCUGCUGAUUUCACCCGCGAAAAUGGUCAUGGCGUUUAUUGGAUAAGACCUUCUGAUGGCCCCUCAUCAGCCUAUGAAAACCCCUUCUAUUCCUUGAAGAAAACCAAAAUGAUGAUCCGUCCCACCAACUUUGGUUCUAGAGUCUUGAACUUGCACUGAGAGAGGAAGUA